AUGUCUGCUAAAAACAAUGAAACUGCUAAACGGGAGAUUCACGAAACGUUAAAAUUAUGCAACUUUUGUACGCGAAAGAUAGGUAUUUCUUUUAUCGACGAAAAGCCAUCCACCGUCAUAUGGAAAGUCUGGAAGCAGUUGUGGUUUCUUGGCUCAGCAGUGGUAUUGUUUCUGAAACUAAGUGGUCAAGUAAACUACGUUGUCAACAAACUGGUGACUUCGUCCUCAGUGGUGGAUUUUGUGGCCAGCUUACAUAUUGUUGGAUACGACACAAUGAGUUUCGGUAAAUUGUUAACGAUAUGGUGGACGAAGGAUAUAUUCCGUAGCCUUCUGACUAAGCUUGAAGACUUGUGGCCAAUAUCCGAUCAUGACAAAGAUGCUGUUGAGAUCAAGAAUGAAAAACUGUCACGGUUACGAAUCAUCCAAUUUUGGUACGCCUUUUGGAAUAUACUGGGAGUUUGGCUGUACAACUUAACUCCAAUCGUGAUAUACAUAUACCACAAGAUUCAAGGAGCACCUGCUCAUUUAGGCUACAUCUGGCACUUAUCUUAUCCCUUUGACAAGACGCAGCCCGUAUACCACGAACUUGCCUUUGUCUUUGAAGUCUACGCGGGUGUGGUAUCAGUUUGGUCUAUGCUGGGAUCAGAUAUCCUAUUCAUGACCAUGGCCAGUCAUAUAAGUAUGUUGCUCCGACUAUUGCAAUUGGAUAUACGUCGUUUAGCUGUACAACAUAGUAACGAGAAAAAAAUCCAGCCGAUUGAUUGCUAUGAGAACAUCGUCAGCGUUAUAAAAAUACAUCAAAGACUUAUCACAUAUGGAAAUGAUUUGGAAGAUGCUUUUUCCGUCGUCUUUCUAAUUAACGUCUUGCUAAGCUCCGUUAACAUUUGCUGCGUUGUUUUUAAUAUUCUCCUGGACCCAUGGAUGGCGAUGAGUAAUAAAUUUUUCCUUGGCGCGGCGCUAACUCAAGUUGGCAUUCUUUGUUGGUACGCGGACGAUAUUUUCACUUCAAGCUCGGGAGUGGCGAACGCAGUUUAUGAGAGUGGUUGGUACAACAGCACCAUCCGAUGCCAAAGUGCUUUGAUGAUACUGAUGCAAAGAUCCCAAAAACCGCUUUACUUUACGGCUUACAAGUUUAGCUCUAUAACCAUGGCGACAUAUAGUUCUAUUCUCACAAGCUCGUAUUCCUAUUUCACGUUGCUGUACACAGUUUAUAUAAGCGAUUAAACCUG
Pararge aegeria (speckled wood butterfly) is the source of this 1229-nucleotide messenger RNA. RefSeq names its product odorant receptor 4-like. Gene Ontology annotation, cellular component: plasma membrane. The transcript is spliced from 9 exons. Bases 1 to 1224 code for a protein of 407 amino acids. Gene Ontology annotation, biological process: sensory perception of smell; detection of chemical stimulus involved in sensory perception of smell. Lineage: Eukaryota; Metazoa; Arthropoda; Insecta; Lepidoptera; Nymphalidae. The record is from RefSeq and is a predicted model, not a curated record. Gene Ontology annotation, molecular function: olfactory receptor activity; odorant binding.